Molecule: messenger RNA, 7826 nt
Organism: Thecamonas trahens ATCC 50062
Lineage: Eukaryota; Apusomonadida; Apusomonadidae
Product: breast cancer type 2 susceptibility protein
Exons: 5
Coding region: 12-7781 (2589 amino acids)
Biological process (GO): regulation of DNA-templated transcription; double-strand break repair via homologous recombination
Source: RefSeq, a predicted model, not a curated record
GAGGGGACAACAUGGCGGCCAACGAGGACCAUGUGUCUGUGGUUGUACUUGGAGGACGAGCAACAUUGCGGGUGUUUGCUGAGCCCGGGGCUGGUGAGCUGCCUACUCUCUACGACCUGCUGCCUGAGAGCAUGCAGAGGGCGCUGGACGGCCCGCCGCAGGUCGGCACCAAGCGGCGUCGGCGCGACCUGGCCAUGCAGCUAGCGGCUGCCGUGAAGGGUGGCGAAGGAGGCGGGACUGCCGAGGACCACGGCGGCGAAGCUGCCGAAGAAGAGAGUCCGGCCAGACGAAAGCGCCAGCGGCGCCUGGUGGACGAUGAGAGCUCGCCCGAGUCGUCCAUGGCCACACUCCCGUUUCCGCCUCUCUCGGACGACCGGCCGUCGCUGGACGACGCGCUCCGGUCGCCGUCACAGGACGAUGUGGCGUCACAAUCGCUGUUCUCGCCGGUCGCUGUGGCGGAUGCGGGUCGGGUUGCGGAUGAGUUUGAGGUUACCAAGUCGAUGGCGUCGGCGCUGGCCAAGGUAGAGCUUGAUGUCGGCCGCGAUCCGCCGUCGUCGCAGGAGUCGGACGGCUGGUCGACGCAAACAAUGCUGGCGUCGAUGGCUGCGAUGGCAAGUGGACCUGUCGAGGCGCGGGCGCGAAUGACCUUGGAGGAUGCUCCGUCUCCUGCACCUGUGUCUGCGCCUGCGGCGAUGGGUGGUUUUGCUACAGCCGGUGGUCGAGCCGUGGAGGCGUCGCCCGCUGCCCUCGCCCGUGCCAAGGGCCUGAUGGCCGGCAUCGACGACGCGCCGACGUCACCCACACCCACUGCCGCUGCCGCUGGUUUCUCCACGGCCGGUGGUCGAGCCGUGGAGGCGUCGCCCGCUGCCCUCGCCCGUGCCAAGGGCCUGAUGGCCGGCAUCGACGACGCGCCGACGUCACCCACACCCACUGCCGCUGCCGCUGGUUUCUCCACGGCCGGUGGUCGAGCCGUGGAGGCGUCGCCCGCUGCCCUCGCCCGCGCCAAGGGCCUGAUGGCGGGUGUGGAUGAUGCGCCUCUGUCUGCGCCUGCGGCGAUGGGUGGGUUUGCUACAGCCGGUGGUCGAGCCGUGGAGGCGUCGCCCGCUGCCCUCGCCCGUGCCAAGGGCCUGAUGGCCGGCAUCGACGACGCGCCGACGUCACCCACGCCCGCUGCCACUGUCGCUGGAUUCGCCACGGCUGGCGGCCGCUCGGUCAAGGCGUCGCCCGCUGCCUUCGCCCGUGCCAAGGGCCUGAUGGCCGGCAUCGACGACGCGCCGACGUCACCCACGCCCGCUGCCACUGUCGCUGGAUUCGCCACGGCCGGCGGCCGCUCGGUCAAGGCGUCGCCUGCUGCCUUCGCCCGUGCCAAGGGCCUGAUGGCCGGCAUCGACGACGCGCCGACGUCACCCACGCCCACUGCCACUGUCGCAGGAUUCGCCACGGCCGGCGGCCGCUCGGUCAAGGCGUCGCCUGCUGCCUUCGCCCGUGCCAAGGGCCUGAUGGCCGGCAUCGACGACGCGCCGACGUCACCCACGCCCACUGCCACUGUCGCUGGAUUCGCCACAGCCGGCGGCCGCUCGGUCAAGGCGUCGCCCGCUGCCCUCGCCCGUGCCAAGGGCCUGAUGGCCGGCAUCGACGACGCGCCGACGUCACCCACGCCCACCGCCACUGUCGCUGGAUUCGCCACGGCCGGCGGCCGCUCGGUCAAGGCGUCGCCCGCUGCCCUCGCCCGUGCCAAGGGCCUGAUGGCCGGCAUCGACGACGCGCCGACGUCACCCACGCCCACCGCCACUGUCGCUGGAUUCGCCACGGCCGGCGGCCGCUCGGUCAAGGCGUCGCCUGCUGCCUUCGCCCGUGCCAAGGGCCUGAUGGCCGGCAUCGACGACGCGCCGACGUCACCCACGCCCACCGCCACUGUCGCUGGAUUCGCCACGGCCGGCGGCCGCUCGGUCAAGGCGUCGCCUGCUGCCUUCGCCCGUGCCAAGGGCCUGAUGGCCGGCAUCGAUGAUGCGCCUGUGUCUGCGCCUGCGGCGAUGGGUGGGUUUGCUACAGCCGGUGGUCGAGCCGUGGAGGCGUCGCCCGCUGCCCUCGCCCGUGCCAAGGGCCUGAUGGCCGGCAUCGACGACGCGCCGACGUCACCCACGCCCACCGCCGCUGCCGCUGGUUUCUCCACGGCUGGCGGCCGCUCGGUCAAGGCGUCGCCUGCUGCCCUCGCCCGCGCCAAGGGCCUGAUGGCGGGUGUGGAUGAUGCGCCUCUGUCUGCGCCUGCGGCGAUGGGUGGGUUUGCUACAGCCGGUGGUCGAGCCGUGGAGGCGUCGCCCGCUGCCCUCGCCCGUGCCAAGGGCCUGAUGGCCGGCAUCGACGACGCGCCGACGUCACCCACGCCCACUGCCACUGUCGCUGGAUUCGCCACGGCCGGCGGCCGCUCGGUCAAGGCGUCGCCCGCUGCCUUCGCCCGUGCCAAGGGCCUGAUGGCCGGCAUCGACGACGCGCCGACGUCACCCACGCCCGCUGCCACUGUCGCUGGAUUCGCCACGGCCGGCGGCCGCUCGGUCAAGGCGUCGCCUGCUGCUCUCGCCCGCGCCAAGGGCCUGAUGGCCGGCAUCGACAGUACCCCGGCAACGGCGGCCCCUGUCGGCAGCUCUCCAUCCAACAUCGUCUCACCGCCCGAGUCGGAGACCCCACAACUGACCCGCCCGGGGCUCUCCAAGCUCGGCCUCUUUUCGCCAUCGACGAUUUCGCCGUACGCGGCGUCGCAUCGUGCGUCGCGGUCGAGUGCCAAGCAGACCGCACGCGAUCGCGCCCUCGCACGUUUUGUGCGCACCAAUUCUUCUGAGGGCCUCUCAUCGGGCGAGCCGGCUGAGCCCGAGUCUGACUCGCUCGCCGUCGUCCUCUUCCCGGACCUCCCGCGCUCGCCGCUUACCACGGAGCCGCGCGCUGCCACCGACGCCCGCCGUUCCGCCACGACGUCGACGCUCCCAGGCCCAAUCAAGACCAAACCGCGGAUCAAGCGGCCCAAGCCGGUGAAGCACAAGUUUGUCAAACCACCGCCGCCGCGCCCGUCGCUUUCAGCCAAGCCUAAGCCCAAGGACGCCAGCGGCGGCAUCGCCUCGGUCUACGACCUGGAGGCCCACGCAGCAGCCUCGGGCCCGCUCCCACCGGGCGUCGCGGCCAUGACCUUUGCCCUCGCUCCGCUGUACCAGUUCCCCGAGACCCGCGCCGCCGGCCAGCAGCCGGUCGACAUGCUCUACGACGCACUGAUUUCCCGCGGUGCGGUCGCCAAGCUGUUCUCCCCCGAGUGGGUCGCCAACCACGCCCGCCUCAUCAUCUGGAAGCUCGCCGCGCUCUGCCGCGCCUUCCCAAUCUCGCUCGGCGAGUCGUACUUUACCUACGAACGCGUUGUCAACCAACUCGCCUUUCGCUACGAGAAGGAGAUCAACUCGGCCCAGCGCUCGGCCUUCAAGCGCAUUCUCGAGCAGGACGACACUUCAACCCGUACCAUGGUCGUCGUCAUCACUUCGGUCAUCUCGGUCCCGAGCCUGCCGUCGCCGCGAAAACUCGCUCCCUCGCGCAACGCUGCCAUCGCCGCCCACUAUGGUGCCGACCUUGAUGGACGCCGUGCGCCGGGCUCCGGCUCGGGCGACGACGAGAGCGGCGAGGAGGCCGACACCGACAUCUACGCCGACACAGACGCGCUGCUCGCCUUUCUCGCCGCCCGCCCGGGUGCCAUUCAAAUCUCCGAUGGCUGGUACACCCUCGCUGCCUCGCUCGACCCGGGACUCACGCUCCGCCUCAUCCGCGGCCAGCUCUACCCAGGCCUCAAGCUCUGCAUGUCCGGAUGUGCCCUCAUUGGCGCCGACCAGGCGUGCUCCCCGCUUGAGGCCCCGCCGUCGGCUGCCUACCGCCUCACCACCAACUCGGUCCGCCGCGCCCGCUGGGACGCCACUCUCGGUAUCCACCCUGUUCCGGCCAUGACCAUCCCACUGGCAUCCAUUACGGCCGACGGCGGCCGCGUCCCUGCCACCGAGUUUGUCGUCCUUCGCGUCUACCCGGUGGUCUACCGCGAGAAGAUCCUCGACCCAUCCGUCCCGCUCCCGCCGCACCCGGUCUCCGGCGAUGACGACGAUGCCGACGCCGACAAGCCCGACCUGCCGACCAUCUCCAUCACACGCGGGCCCAAGGCUGAAGCCCGGAUUGAUCGUCGCUUUGCGCUCCGUCGCGAGCGGAGGACCGAGGAGCUCGUGGCGGUCGAGCAAGCGGUGCGCGACCCGCGGUCGGCGUCGUCGACUCCGGUCCGCGCCGGAUCAGCCUCCAACUUCCGGACCCCGACCCGCAAGCCCGACCCGAGCAUCCUUGAUGGCCGCGUCCUGCUCCAUGCCAUGCACGCCUCGCCCGAUCCGGCCGCCUUCUUCGCCGCCCUCUCCCCUGUCCAGCGGUCCAGCGUCGAGGCCUCGAUAUCCGGUGAGCGUGAGGAGACCCAGCGCGCAGUCAUGACAGUGGUCGAGAAGAAGCUCACUGCCGAGCGCCUUUUCUCACGCGACGUCACUCCAGUCCUUCGUCUCCUUGUCGCCGACGCCCGCAAGUACGCCGCCGGCGUUGUCUCAGACCCCGAGCUUGCACAGCCUUACCUUCCGUGCGCGCCCGACGAUGCGCUUGCAGUCAUCUCGGUCUGGGGGCCGACAGACGACAUCCUCGGCACCGUCGCCCGAGAAGGCGCGCAUGUCCGCGCUUACGGCCUCUCGCCGUCGCGGCCAUACCACCGUACUCCGCUAGCCACGCGGCUGCCGAAUCUCAACUGGAAUCGGUCGACCCGGUUCGAGGUCCUCGGCUCACUUGCCGACUCGCCGCGCUUUGUCCCGCGCGUUGCGGCUGUGCCCGCUGCCUUUCAUGACGCGCCACCGGCCCAUCUCCAGCGUGGCGAGGCGCGGACCGAGAUCCCGGCCGAUCUCGUCGGCGUCGUUGUCGGAGUCCAGCGCCUCGCUCCGCGCGGUGAAUCGGCUUCUCGGCUAGAGUUUGCCGCGCUCGGUGCACCGGCCCCGCCGCCGGCCUCGCCGUCCAAGUCGGCCACCGGCGGAACCGACUCGUACCAUCUGUACUUUGCCACCGUCACCGGCGCGCUGGUCCUUGUCCAGUGCUACGGCUCGCACGAUGCCUACGCCUUUGACGAACUCCGUGACGUCGCCGCAUCCGGGCCGCGCCGCGGCGGCACACCGUACGUCGUCCGCAACGCCGUCUUUGUCGCCCACGAUCCGUCGUUCAACCUUACCAUCUUUGAGGCGACCCAGGUGACAACAGUCUCUAAGACCGUGCCGGCUGCCUACCGCCCUGCUACCGCCGCCCUCACGGCCUGGAUCGCCUCGACUGGCUUUGAGGCCUCAGUCGGCGUCGCCCGCCGUCGGGUCACCACCAUCGUCCGCACCGGCGCUCCGCCCAUCUCGCUCUCCGGCAAGCUCUCCGCCAUCAACUGGUUGUUUGCCGACAACGCGCCCGGCAUCGCGGUCGCCGGCACUUGGGUCGGCAUCGCCGGCGACGUCCUGCACUCAUGGCUUGCCGGCCUUCUCGCCCUUGGCCUCGCCGAUGCUCUCGAUUGGACUCCACCGUCAGGUCUCGGAGGCAACGCCGGCCUUGGCGCACGCAAGCGCCAAUCCGACGACACCGCCUCGCUCGCCCGCCACAUCGACGACGCCAUCGCCUUGGCUGCAGCCGCUACCUCUGCCCAGCCUGCUCCCGCAUCGGUGCCUGCUUCCCUGGGCCUCCAAAUCGAGGCCUUUGCCCGCACCGUCGUCACCGAUGUCAUCGUUGAGACCGGAGGCGUCAUGGCUCGGGCACUUGCUGCUGCACGCCACGCUGUCCAGGCGAGUACAACAAACCGCUCGCAGAGCCCGCGGGUGCAGGACCGGUUGGUGCUGGGGAGGAGCACCUGGGGCCAGCCACAGGCCCGGUCCGAGUGGGAGAGCCAUCCUCAGCUGCUAGACCGACGGGCGGCAACGGUGGCCGGCGCCGGCAUGUAUGCCAGGGACGAUUGGGAGGCCGCGGCAACGGUCGAGGCAACCGGAUGGAACGCUGACGGCCUGGGCGUCGGCCUCGCGGCCUCGGUCCGCCGCGACGUUUUCGCCGAUCUCAGCGUCGCCGUCGACACGUCGCCGGUCGGGCUUGCCGCGCUUCAGCACCGCCACUCACAGCUGCGAACGGUGCAAAAGACCCGGUUCAAAGAGGUGCUGAUGGCCGAGCACAUGGCGGCACGGAUUGCGCGCGCCCGCAAAGCCGAUGCCCACGUCCACGCCGCACGCUCCGCCGUCGCGCGCAAGCUUCGGAUGGAGGAGAUGCGCCGGCGGACCGAGACCGCCAAGCUGAUUGCUGCCGGCCGCGCUGAGCGGGCCAAGGCUGCUGAUGCCGCUGCCGCUUCUGCUGCUGCUGCUGCUGCUGCCGAGGCGAAAGCGGACGCUGAGCGGGAAGCCCGUGAGCUUGAGCUCGCCAUGCGGCCGCUCUCCGAGUGCGAUCCGUACGACAUGCUGUUGCGGUCGCGAGCGUCCGACAGCUCGCUUAGCCGGCAGGCGUCAGAGGAUCCAGCAACAAUGUGGGCGCGUGGCCUGUACGGCGGGGACGAGGGUUGCGAGAGCGAUGACGACAGGUACGACGGGGAAGCGUCGCUGUCGUGGAUGGAGCGCCGCAAGCUGCGGCGGGUGCGCAAGGACGCGCUGGCGCAGGCUGCCGCCGCCGCCGAGGCAGCGGCCGCUGAGAAUACUGCAGCACGCGCAGCUGAGAUUGCGGUCAAGCGCGAGCGGCUGCGCGUGGCACGCGCUGCUGCCCGUGCCGCAUUUGAUAACGCCGACGCGAUCGGGAGCGCCGGCGACAGCUUUGGCUCGGUGACUUCCGCCGAUCCUGUGGUGGCUGCUUUUCGCGGCUACGCGCUUGGCGCGCGCGACGAGGGCGGACCGCCGCCAGCGCUGUUUUACCUUGCGCUCGGCGCGUUGCUUGCCGGUGACCGCGCAGCUGUAGGGAGCGCAGAUGUGGCAACGAAGCUGCAUCUGCUGCGGUACGUGCUCGACCACGAGGCGUACGUCGACUCGGGCUUGCGGAUCCAAUUCCAGGCGGACGCAGAGCUGCUUGCGGCGUUUGCCUCGUUUGUGGGCUACAUGUCGGAGAAGAACGUCGAGGUGAGUGCGGCGUUUGGACGGCGGUGGGCGCGGCCACCGCCGGCGCUGCCUGCACCGUCCCAGGGCGCGCGGGCGCAGCUGGCCGAGCCGGCGUCGCGCUGGCCGGCCCGCCGAGCAUGCGACUACAUCUCAGACGCGGACAUUCUGGAGGUGCACUCGUACCGGCGGCCGCCAGUCUUUGUGGAGCACGUGUGCCAGGCGCUGUGCAUCCUCCUCCGGCGACCGAUCUCGCAGGCACGCAAGGUGCAGCACUCGGUCCAGCUCCUGCACGCGCUCGACGGGCUCUCUCCAGAAGUCCUCACUCUCGGCGACGUGCGGCGGCUGUACCGGCUUGUGGGCUCGGAUGAGUUUUCGCCGGCGCUCGGCGCCGAGGUUGCCGCGCCUGUGGCGCGCAUGGUCGCCUUUAUCUGCGACGUCUUUGCGUACAUGGUCCGCUACCACGAGGCCGCCAUCGGCAGCGACGACGGCGUCAUGGCCGACCGCCUUGCCUUUGAGCGCCAGCAGAAUCAGCUGGUCAUGCAGAAGCGGCAGCUGAUCAAGGCGCAGAACUUGCUCGCCAACCUCCUCACCACCACCAAGUACGACUCCGUUGAUGACGAGUUCUUUGCCACACUCGCCCGGUGAGCCAUCUCUCUCUCUCUCCCUCUCUCUCUCUCUCUCUCUCUCUCU